AUGGUGGCUUCCUCCUCCGUACAAUCACCGCCGCAGCAUCAAGUCUUCAUAAAUUUCCGAGGGAAACAGCUGCGGAACGGUUUCGUCAGCCACCUGGAGAAGGCCUUGAGAAAAGAUGGAAUCAACGUCUUUAUCGACAGAGACGAAACUAAAGGUAAAGAUCUCAGCAUCCUCUUUUCCAGAAUCGAAGAGUCGAGAGUCGCGCUGGCUAUCUUCUCAGCGCUCUACACGGAGUCCAGCUGGUGCUUAAACGAGCUGGAGAAGAUCAAGGAGUGCGUUGACUUGGGGAAGCUAGUGGUCAUCCCCAUCUUCUACAAGGUGGAGACAGACGAUGUGAAGAAUCUCAAGGGAGUGUUUGGUGACAAGUUUUGGGAGUUGGCUAAGACUUGUAAAGGUGAAAAGCUUGAUAAGUGGAGAGAAGCUUUAGAGGAUGUCCCCAAAAAGCUAGGCUUCACUUUAAGCGAAGCGAGCGAUGAAGGUGAAUACAUCAAUAAAAUUGUAGGGGAAGUGAUCAAAGUGCUCUCUCAUGUUUCGACGGGUCUUGAAGGAGAAGUCCCCAUUGAGUAUCCUUCUGCUGCAGGACAAGGAGGAGAAGCUGCUGCUCUUGACUCGCCUCCUCUGUUUGGCAUUGAAACGCGUCUUAGGCAAUUGGAAGACAAGUUAGAUUUCCAGUGCGAGAACACUCUUACGAUCGGUGUUGUCGGGAUGCCUGGUAUUGGUAAGACUACCUUGACGAGGAUGCUGUAUGAAAAGUGGCAACACAAGUUCCUGCGCUGUGUUUUUCUUCAUGACGUCCGUAAAAUGUGGAAAGACUGCAUGCUGAAUUGGAACAUUCUCAUGGCAGAGUUGUUGAGGGAUGAUGAUAACGUGAACCAACAAGUCGCUGACCUGUCGCCCGAAUCCCUCAAGGCACUCUUACUCAGUAAGAAAUCUCUUGUUGUUCUUGAUAACGUAAGUGACAAGAAACAGAUUGAGGUUCUUCUUGGCGAAUGCGACUGGAUCAAGAAAGGUAGCUUAAUUUUCAUCACAACGAGUGACAGGUCGGUGAUCGAAGGGAAAGUUGAUGACACAUAUGAGGUUCUGAGGUUGAGUGGCAGUGACAGCUUUCAGUACUUCACCUAUUUUGCCUUUGGUGGAAACCACUCUACUACUCCCUGGGGAAACUUCAUGAACCUUUCUAGAUUGUUUGCGGAUUAUGCCAAAGGCAACCCGUUAGCUCUCAAGAUAUUGGGUGCUGAGCUUAAUGAAAAAGAUGAGACUCACUGGGAAGAUAAACUUUGCAAGCUGGCAGAAAAUCCCAACAAGACUAUACAAAAUGUCUUGCAGAUAAGCUACAAUGAACUGGGUCAGCUUCAAAAAGAUGUCUUUCUCGAUGUCGCUUGUUUCUUUAGAUCAGGGGAUGAGUAUUACGUGAGGUGUUUAGUAGAUUCUUGUGCCACUGAUGCUUUGAGGGAUCUUGCCAGUAAAUUUUUUAUAAACAUUUCUGGCGGCCGAGUGGAGAUGCAUGAUUUACUGUAUACAUUUGGCAAGGAACUUGGUGCACAAGGGUCGCGUAGGCUGUGGAACCAUAAAGGCGUUGUUGGUGCACUGAAGAAAAGAUCACAGGGAGCGGAGAGUGUGCGAGGUAUUUUUCUAGACAUGUCUGAACUGAAGAAAAAACUUCCUUUGGAAAAAUGUACCUUCAGCGGGAUGCAUAACCUUAGGUACCUCAAAUUCUACAACUCUUGUUGCUACCGGGAAUGCGAAGCUGACUGCAAGCUAAACUUCCCUGAGGGACUUGAGUUUACGUUGGAUGAAGUACGGUAUCUCUAUUGGCUGAAAUUCCCUUUGAAGAAACUUCCAAAAGACUUCAACCCCAAGAAUCUUACCGACCUUAACCUGCCUUACAGCGAGAUUGACGAGGUCUGGGAAGGUGUUAAGGAUACACCCAAGUUAAGGUGGAUUGAUCUUAGCCACUCAAUCAAGUUAAGCAAGUUGUCGGGGUUGCGAAAUGCUGAAAAUCUCCAAAGACUGAGUCUUGAAGGCUGCACAAGUUUGCAGGAGUUGCCCCAGGAGAUGAAACGUAUGAAACGUCUUGCUUUCCUCAACAUGAGAGGAUGCACGAGUCUCCGGUUUCUUCCACAUAUGAAUCUCAUCUCUCUGAAAACUCUCACCCUCACCAACUGCUCAAGUCUUGAGGAAUUCCGGGUAAUUUCGGAUUAUCUGGAAACUCUCUACUUAGAUGGAACCGCCAUAACUCAACUUCCUACUAAUAUGGUGAAGCUCCAGAGACUGAUUGUAUUGAACUUGAAAGACUGCAAAAUGUUGGCGGAUGUUCCAGAAUGCCUGGGGAAGCUGAAAGCGCUGCAAAAACUGGUGCUAUCUGGCUGUUCAAAGCUCAAAACAUUUCCAACUUCCAUUGAAAACAUGAAAUGCUUGCAGAUCUUAUUGCUCGAUAGGACAGCAAUUACAGACAUGCCGAAGAUAUUACAUUCAUCAUAUAGCUCAAAAAUGGAAGAUCUGCGCGAGUUAAGAGUUGGUAUGAACGGCCUAUCCUCCUCAUUGCGUCGUCUAUGCUUAAGCAGGAACGAUACGAUCAGCAGCCUGCUAAUCGGCUUCGGUCAGCUAUAUAAUCUGAAAUGGCUUGACUUAAAGUACUGCAAGAAUCUCACAUCAAUUGCAUUGCUUCCACCAAAUCUAGAGAUGUUAGAUGCACAUGGCUGCAGCAAACUGAAAACAGUUGUAACACCCAUGUCCCUUCUUAAGCUUAUGGAGCAGGUUCACUCUAAGUUCAUUUUCACCAACUGCAACAAUCUUGAACAAGUUGCAAAGGAUAGCAUCACUUCAUAUGCUCAAAGGAAAAGCCAGCUAGAUGCAGCUAGAUGCUAUAAAGAGGGAAAUGUUUCAGAAGCUUUGCUCACCACUUCCUUUCCAGGGAGCGAAGUACCUUCAUGGUUUAACCAUCGCACAAUCGGAUCCACGUUAAAGCUGAAGUUUCCGCCACAUUGGUGUGACAACAGGCUUUCAACAAUAGUUGUAUGCGCUGUUGUUGCAUUCCCUUACAAUCAAGAAGAAAUGAACCGUUUCUCAUUACAGUGCACUUGUGAGUUCAGAAACGAACUCGGGACAUGUAUACGUUUUGGCUGCACUCUUGGUGGAGGUUGGAUCGAACCGCGCAAGAUUGAUUCCGACCAUGUUUUUAUCGGUUACAUCAGUUGCUCACACCUAACAGAUCGUGUACAAGGGUCGCGGGAACAUCAUAAAUGUAUCCCUACGGUGGCUUCAAUUGAAUUCGAAGUGAGAGAUGGAGAAGGUGAGAUUGUAAAUUGUGGUUUAAGUUUGGUGUACGAGGAACCAAACCAUGUCGUUAUUGAAGGAAGCUGUAACAGAUCUUCAACAAGAGGUUGUUGGGUUGGGGAGUGUAAAGUGAGCUUUGGUGUUCGGCUUUUGUUUAUCGUUUUGAGGUAUCUGUGGCCAGCUGUUGUGUUCUUUUUGGUUUAUGGGUUUUUUCACAUAAACAAGUUGUAUUUUUGAUUAUCAUCAAGUGACUAAUUUAUGUUUUGUAUAUGUAAAAUAAAAAUUUAUAUAGUGAAAUUUUUGA
Molecule: messenger RNA, 3580 nt
Organism: Brassica napus (rape)
Lineage: Eukaryota; Viridiplantae; Streptophyta; Magnoliopsida; Brassicales; Brassicaceae
Product: disease resistance-like protein CSA1
Exons: 5
Coding region: 1-3513 (1170 amino acids)
Biological process (GO): signal transduction; defense response
Molecular function (GO): ADP binding
Source: RefSeq, a predicted model, not a curated record